AUGUGCCCGGAUAUCAGCCACCCCCAAACCACGGAGGCCUACAUGGAGUACCUGAAGAGCAUCACCCUCAUCAUGCAGGCCCUGCAGGAAGAGGCGGUGGGGACAGAGAGCAGUGAGGGUGUCACACCCGACACCCCGAAGUUGCUGAAGCUGGCAGAGCAGUGCCUGGAGAGGGUCAAAUCCAUUGCAGCAGUGCUGGGGAAAGCCCAGGUGAAACCGGCUGUGCAGGAGAGGGGAGGGGGCCCUGCCCCCCUGCCCAGGCACCGCCGGGUCUGCUCAGACGAGGGGGGGAAGCUCUCGCCCUUCCUGCCCCCGGAGAUCUUCCAGAAGCUGCAGAUUGCGGAGGCACAGAGUGCUCGGAAGGAGCUGACCCCGCUGGAAGAGGCGUCUCUGCAGAACCAGAAGCUGAAGGCGGCCUAUGAGGCACGGGUGGCACGGCUGAACCCCAGCCAGGCCCUGCAGAAAACAUCCCUGACACUGUCCCUGCAGCGGCAGAUGAUGGAGAACCUGGUGAUUGCCAAGGCCCGGGAGGAGACUCUGCAGCGCAAGAUGGAGGAGCGGCGGCUGCGGCUGCAGGAGGCAGCAAACCGGAGGUUCUCCAGCAAUGUGGCCCUCACCCCUGAGGAGCAGGAGCAGCGAGAGCUCUACGCUGCCAUCCUCGAAUACGAGCAGGACCAUGACUGGCCCAGGCAGUGGAAGGCCCAGCUGAAGCGGAGCCCGGCAGAUCUCUCCGUGGUGUCAGGGCUCUUCUCCUGCCUCCUCAGCUUCCCGAAGCAACCCUCCUCGAGCUCCUGCGUGCGGCUGCAGUGCACGGUGUACGCCCGCCUGUACCCUGCUGUCAGCCAGGGCCCCACUGACGCCUCCCCCGCCUCCCCCUCGGGCCUCUCCUUCCUGUCACUGGAUGUGGGGGGCGCGGGGGGCUCCUCCCUGCCUGCUGAGCCGGGGGGUCGCCGGCUCCGCGCCUCUCGCAGCCUGCACUGCAUGUUCUCAGUGCCUGAGCACGGCCCGGCUGCGCUGCGGCACAGCCAGUCCAGCACCCCCCUCGCUGACGCUGGCACCCUGGGGCCCGCAGGGGCCCCCCAGACCCCCCGGGAGAGCUCCUUUGAGGACCUGGAGCGGUUCCUGGCAUCCCCCGAGGGCUGGGCCCCCACGGAGCCCCCGGCUGGCCCUGGGCAGGACACGGCGCUGCCAGAGCUGCUGAAGGGCAUUGUGAGAGACAUCCACAACGCCAUUGACAGGCUGCUGGCCCUGACCCUGCUGGCCUUCGAGGGGCUCGGUACCACCGCCAGCAAGGACCAGUGCCUGGCCUGCCUGGAGGAGGCCUUCUUUCCCCCGCUCUGGGCCCCGCUCCUGGCCCUCUACAGGUACCAUGACCCACCCUGGGCUGCCAGGCCCGCGGCAACCACGGCAUGCCACCCCGCCGACAAUGGGCUGGCCUCCCGCCUCUUCCCCACGGCCCCCGGCCGCCCCCCCUACGCCUCCGCAGUGCAGGACCUGCGGCUCAUCCCGCUGGAGACCUGUCCCCGCAGGAAGCUGGAGUGCAUCGUGCGAGCCCUGCGUGGCAUCUGCGAGUGUGCUGAGGAGUACUGCGGUGCCCGGGACACCCGGACCCCUGCCUCGGCCGCCAUUGGGGCAGACGACCUGCUGCCCAUCCUGUCCUACGUGGUGCUGCAGACAGGGCUGCCCCAGUUGCUCUCCGAGUGUGCUGCCCUGGAGGAAUUCAUCCACGAGGGGUACCUGAUCGGGGAGGAGGGGUACUGCCUGACGUCCCUGCAGAGCGCUUUGUCCUACGUGGAGUCCCUGCAGUGA
Messenger RNA from Manacus vitellinus (golden-collared manakin), 1809 nucleotides. RefSeq names its product VPS9 domain containing 1 (gene VPS9D1). Gene Ontology annotation, molecular function: small GTPase binding; guanyl-nucleotide exchange factor activity. The record is from RefSeq and is a predicted model, not a curated record. Gene Ontology annotation, biological process: vesicle-mediated transport. Gene Ontology annotation, cellular component: cytosol; endocytic vesicle. NCBI's taxonomy places the organism in Eukaryota, Metazoa, Chordata, Aves, Passeriformes, Pipridae.